Anopheles gambiae (African malaria mosquito) is the source of this 3137-nucleotide messenger RNA. Its product is annotated as death-associated inhibitor of apoptosis 1. Gene Ontology annotation, biological process: regulation of cell cycle; negative regulation of apoptotic process; positive regulation of protein ubiquitination. The transcript has 2 exons. Bases 547 to 1563 code for a protein of 338 amino acids. NCBI's taxonomy places the organism in Eukaryota, Metazoa, Arthropoda, Insecta, Diptera, Culicidae. The record is from RefSeq and is a predicted model, not a curated record. Gene Ontology annotation, cellular component: cytoplasm; nucleus. Gene Ontology annotation, molecular function: cysteine-type endopeptidase inhibitor activity involved in apoptotic process; ubiquitin protein ligase activity.
AAUGUCCAAUGACCUUGAGUCCAACAUGUCUUAACGAUAAGAGAUAAGCGAAGGAACCAGUAAAUAUAGAUUGUGAAGCACAGGAAUAACGUCAGUAGUGCGCAGGUGAAUUCAAGAUACGGGACCAGUGAGAGAAACGAGCUGUUCGCACGUGUUCAGUCUGAUUUACUCGAUCAAAUUUCAACCAAACUCUCGACCCCUUCUUAAGGUAAAGUAAUCAAUUGUGAUGUGAUAAACGUUUUACGACGUCUUUCUCGACACGUUCAUCGAGGCAGAUAAAACCAACCAGAUAACUUGAUCAAUGUUUCCAAAUCACAGAGCGUACAACAAGCACCGCUGAUACGCGCCAUUGAUACGGCGACAACUGAGUUCGCAGACAGCUGCAAAUGGUGGAACGUAGUUACAGGGAUAAAAAGGAAUUGUAUCACAAUCAGAUUAUUAGAUAAAGCAAUUGAUAAAAUAGUUUUAUCGCAAUCUGGCCAUAGGGGAUAACACUUAACACGACAACAUAACACGAUAACUUUAGGAAAGUGCACUAGUAGACCCAUGGCAUCUACUGUAGUAAGUUGCAUUUGUAGAGAAAUAGCUGAAUAUCGUGUUACACACAUCGUACCAGAGGAAUGUCUUAACUAUGAGAUAAACCGGCUACGAACGUAUGAUCUGUUGUGGACAGUUCCUUACAUCUACCCAGAGGAACUAGCUCGUUGGGGCUUCUUCUACACCGGGCACCGUGAUUGUGUGCGCUGCUACUUUUGCCGCAUCGAGCUUGGAGGAUGGGACGAGCACGACGUCGUGAUAGAGGAACACUUGAAAUGGUCACCCCACUGCAGACUGAUGACCAAACGGCCAACAAACAAUGUGCCUAUUGAUCCAGACUUUCUCGAUCAGUUAGGGGAGAUCGUGCCCGAUACAACGGGCACAGGAAGCACGAGUGCCUGGUCUGCGGCAGCAACAGCAGCCGUGGCGGUGGCGAUGGAAUCGAAUAGGCUCAAUCGCCAGAACGAACUGGAAAGGACGCAAAAUGAUACGAUACUCUUCUAUAGGCAGAAGUACCCGCAGUACCGAAUAGAGGGCGAUCGGUUAGCUACCUUUAAGGAGUGGCCCAAAUCGAUGCCACAAACACCCGAGCGGAUGGCUGAUGCGGGAUUUUUCUACACCGGCAAGAGUGAUGUGGUGGCGUGCUUUUACUGCGGUGGCAAUCUGCGGGACUGGCUGGCCGAGGAUGACCCGUGGGUGGAGCAUGUGAGGAACUUUAGCGAAUGCCCGUAUGUGAAGCUAGUGAAGACGCCCGAGUUCAUUGCGGAAUGCCGGGGAGAGAAGGUCACAAACAGUGCGCUCACAGCCGGUCCGGAGCAUUCUGGACAUGGUAAUGUGAGCAAGGAUAAAGAGCAGGACGAAGUGUCGGAUGAAAAGUGUUGCAAAAUUUGUUUCACUCGACCAUUUGAUACGGUUUUCAUGCCGUGCGGACACGUGGUGGCAUGUGGCAGGUGUGCCGCCACUACUACCAAGUGUCCGAUGUGCAAUGAGCCGUAUACCAGCGUUCAGCGUAUAUAUUUUUCGUAAUUUCCCCCUUAACAACGGGUAGCAACGUUCUCAUCAAUCGUAUAGCAAUCAAGGGCGUGACACUUGACGUAUCGUAAAAGUACGUUACUAUCUGAAGAUAAGUUGCAAACCCAUGUAAGCCUUGGCGUUAUUUGCAGUCUCUCUAAUCUCGAAUGUAAGAUAAGAUUCCGUGAGGCUCUAUUUUGUCAUAAAUCGAUUGCGCUGGUUGACUCGACGCACUGAAACACUUUGUCGUUUUGCCGCUAAGAUUGACUAAAGCAAUACAUCCGUGACCAAAAUAGGGCAGCACAUCACAAAUCUAUCCUAUGUCGAGACUUGAGCGGGAACUGCCCUAAACGGAAUGCCUUGAAGUAGUGUUGAAUUGUGGAGCAAGGAGCAAUCUGAGCCAUAAAGUCUUAUGGCAGUAUGUUCGCAUACCACCCAUUACUACUUUAAUGCAUUCGCGAUGACUACAGGGGUUUGCAACGCAACCCACGAUCGGGAGCAAAUUUUACGAUUCAUUGUGUGUCAAUUCUAAGAUUGCGAACCUGAUGUAUGAAAACGUUGUCUAUGCCCGGGACUGUGGAACAUGAAUCCAAUAUUUUGGAACAUGAGUCGUUUCCUUUUGGGAGGUCAGUUGCCAAUGCUAACAUCAUUAUUCAACGCUCGCAAGAUGUUUUUUCAGCAGCACAGCUGCUAUUGCACUGCAAAACCAUCUCGCGAUCGCUGAACAUUUGCUGUUAACAUUCCGUAAAACAGUGUAAAAGAUACUUACAUAUUUCGAUCAACUACCAGUUACUCUGAAGAUCGAAGCUUCGUGUGUGACACAGUUGAUAUCUACAUCUUAAUAUGAGAACAGGUUAGAAAGACUGGAUAUUUUUAAAACCCAUCCUAAAUAUAUGACAACUGUACAGUGGGGACAUCUGACCCAAAUGCUUUCAGCUACCACCAUCGCCACCAUCAACAAUCCGGAAACUUCCUAGAAGUGCGUGCAAAGCACGGUUGUAUUUUAUAAAAAUCAUUGGCAAAUGUGUUAAAUCAGCUCAUUCAGUUUGUGAAUAAAAAAUAAUCAUGUAGGUAUGCAGCUUUUGUAAAAAAAAACUUUUUAUCGUAUCAUGUGACGGCGGUAUUACGGCAGUAAGUAACAGUAAUGAGAAACAGGACUUUCCGUUUUCGGUUCGUUUUAUCUGGCUCUAGAUAUUUCUAUCUAGAUAAGGCUUCAAUCCAGGGAUCAUAGUGAUGAUGAAUGUUUGGUAGACCGGAAAAAAACAACACGUUACUAAUGAAACUUUAUCAUUUUACAGUUAUGAGUUUCUUAUCAUAGUGAACUGUGGCGCUUUUUGUUUCGCUAUGUUGACGAAAGAUUUCUUCUUCUACAUUUGCUUAUUUCAUCUAUCGAGUACGACCUACUCUUCAUCCCCACCAUAAUCCCUUUUUCCCCUUGUUGCAUCUUUCCCCUUUCCCCUCACUUAGUUUUUUUUAAGUUAAAUAAUGUUUUAUUAAUCCCACGAGGAAGACAAUAGUUAGAGCAAGCAAAUAUAUACAUAAAAUAAAUAAAUAAAUAAAAAAUAAAAAAAUAUUACGAGAAAAAUAAA